Messenger RNA from Capsella rubella, 1797 nucleotides. Its product is annotated as monothiol glutaredoxin-S17. NCBI's taxonomy places the organism in Eukaryota, Viridiplantae, Streptophyta, Magnoliopsida, Brassicales, Brassicaceae. The coding region runs from base 107 to 1570 and encodes 487 amino acids. The record is from RefSeq and is a predicted model, not a curated record. The transcript is spliced from 3 exons.
UUUCUUACAUAACUCUCUCGUCCCUUGGUUCUCCAGCAACAGAAGUAUACUUUGUGUGUAAUCUAAAAUUCGAAGAAGAAGAUCGUCUCGUUGGUUUUUUCGGAAGAUGAGUGGUACGGUGAAGGAUAUGGCAUCAAAGGCGGAGCUUGAUAACUUGCGCCAGAGCGGCGCACCAGUGGUGCUUCACUUCUGGGCUUCUUGGUGUGACGCUUCCAAGCAGAUGGAUCAAGUUUUCUCUCAUCUCGCUACUGAUUUCCCUCGUGCUCACUUCUUUAGGGUCGAAGCUGAGGAGCAUCCUGAGAUAUCUGAGGCUUACUCUGUUGCUGCUGUCCCCUAUUUCGUCUUCUUCAAGGAUGGCAAAAUUGUGGAUACACUUGAAGGGGCAGAUCCAUCAAGUUUAGCCAAUAAGGUUGGCAAAGUUGCUGGUUCUAGUACGUCUUCGGAGCCUGCUGCUCCUGCAAGCUUGGGGUUGGCUGCUGGGCCAACGAUUCUUGAAACUGUGAAGGAGAAUGCGAAAGCGACUGUGCAAGACCGAGCUCAGCCUGUAUCUACCGCAGAUGCUCUCAAGAACCGUUUGGAGAAACUCACCAACUCUCAUCCUGUCAUGUUAUUCAUGAAAGGUGUUCCUGAGGAGCCUAGGUGUGGGUUUAGCAGGAAAGUAGUUGACAUCUUGAAAGAUGAGAAGGUUGAAUUCGGAAGCUUUGACAUACUUUCAGACAACGAAGUGCGAGAGGGUUUGAAGAAAUUCUCUAACUGGCCAACGUUUCCCCAGCUGUACUGUAACGGAGAGCUUCUUGGUGGAGCUGAUAUCGCAAUAGCGAUGCAUGAGAGUGGUGAACUUAAAGAAGCUUUCAAAGAUCUUGGUAUCACUUCAGUUGGUUCAAAAGCAAGUCAAGAUGAAGCGGUAAAAGGAGGAGUAAGUUCAGACAACACGGGCUUAAGCGAGACCCUUCGAGCUCGGCUCCAAGGUCUGGUCAAUUCCAAACCAGUUAUGUUGUUUAUGAAAGGAAGACCAGAAGAACCAAAGUGUGGGUUUAGUGGGAAAGUAGUUGAGAUUCUCAACCAAGAAAAAAUCGAGUUUGGGAGUUUUGAUAUACUCUUAGAUGAUGAAGUUCGUCAAGGGCUUAAAGUGUAUUCAAACUGGUCGAGCUAUCCUCAGCUCUACGUGAAAGGUGAGCUUAUGGGCGGGUCAGACAUUGUCUUGGAGAUGCAAAAGAGUGGAGAGCUGAAAAAGGUUUUGUCCGAGAAAGGGAUCGCUGGAAAACAGAGCCUUGAAGAUAGAUUGAAGGCGUUGAUAAACUCCUCGGAAGUAAUGCUUUUCAUGAAAGGCUCACCAGAUGAACCUCAAUGCGGAUUUAGCUCCAAAGUUGUGAAAGCACUGAGAGGAGAAAACGUGAGCUUCGGAUCGUUUGAUAUCUUGACUGAUGAAGAAGUAAGGCAAGGGAUUAAGAAUUUCUCGAACUGGCCAACUUUUCCUCAGCUUUACUACAAAGGUGAGUUAAUUGGAGGAUGUGAUAUAAUCAUGGAGCUUAGUGAGAGCGGUGAUCUCAAAGCAACUCUAUCAGAGUGAGUAUCAUAGUCAGUCCAGUCCCUAUGCGUUUUGCCUUGGUGAGAGAGAGAGAACAUUUUUAGAUCUGGUAAUAAUAUGUUUAGGUUACCCACAUUGAAAAUUGUUGCUACUCCGAGCUUUGUCCUGUUAUUUCUAUGGUUGAAUCUAUCAUAUUCAUGACUUUUUUUUUCCUUCCUUGUAUUAACAAAACUUUAUGCCUGGGAUAUCUUAAACAUAUGUUUUUAAAA